AUGAAUGAUGUGACGCAGCAUACCGCUCAAAGGCCCUCCGUGUGCACAAAGGAUGAUCCCUUACACAACAAUCGCAACGUUCUCCGCGGAGUCAACCAUGGAAAGCGAGAAAAUAGUUCUGGUAUUUCUCGAACAUGUGAAUUGUCUAGUCUAUGCGUGGAAGGCGGUCAGCUGAAACCGAAGCUGCGCAACCAAUGGAACCCGCGGCGGUAUUCAACCAGUCCUGAGUCUGUCGUCGAGGCCUCACCCCUGCGCUUGCCCAACAUCAUGCAACAGAAACACAUUUCACAUGUAACAUCUGGAUCAAGGGUGAAGGACACGAGUCGGGAUCCAGUAAAAGGAAGUCCCUGGCAGCAGACUGACGCCGCUAUUGGCAGUGGUGAGACGCAAGACCAUUCCAACGACAUCUCGAGAGGCUCUCAUCAGGACGCAAAUCCCCUCCCCUUCACAAAGGCCCGAAAGGAUGGCAGGUCGAAUUCAACGAAGUCCCCCUUUAAUCAGAAACCAAUGGACGAUGAUACGCAGGAGUACCUAAGCGGCUAUAGUCUGGAUCACACGGAAACCUCAGCGACCGACUCCGAGGUGGCCACAGACUCACGUAAAGCAAAACAUACCGACAUGAUGUUGAAAUUUCGCUACCCGAGCAAGGAUGGCGGCGCUGUUAAGGGGUCUUCCCGUAUUUGGGGGUUGAAAAAGAACCGCGCGCCUCCGCUGGAUUUAAAGCUGUUGGAGUUCCCCAACUGUAGCACGGACUCCGUAAAGGAGGAGGCCGAAAAGGGAGGGCCGCCCUUGGAUCCUGAACGCCUCCCGAGCCACGCGCCGCCAGGGCAGCAACCGCGAAACCGUCAGGUUCCCUCCAUCCCCCCGAAAACGGCGCGGAUGAAUGACCGAGCUAAAGAAACAGACGCCGGCGCCACGGAAAGGGCUUCGGGAUCUUCCAGUACGAGUGAUUCGCUCGUGAUAGCACCGCCCUACCUGAUGCUGCCACUCCAGUCGGGCGGUCAGGGUACCAGUAAGACGAAAAGUGCGAACUCGAGGCUUGAAAGCGAGGACCAUCCCUGUUGUGAUAGCAGUGGGUUUAUAAAGUAUAGGAAGUCUGGAUCGACCUCGCCCUAUGGCCGGAUGGAUUCAUUUAGCAUGAGUGAGCAUUUACAAUAUUCCUACACCAUGUUAACGGCCGAAGUAGCAUCCGAGGCGGAAAGUGCCCAAGUUGUUGAUUUGAAGCUUACUCAGGGGACUGUCCCAUUACAGCCUUCACGCUUUCACGACACGUUGAGUGAGUGGCAGAACAAUGUGCAGGUGCUUUCUUUUCAGCCCAUUGAAAUGCGCGGGGGGGAUCCAUCAGGGAAAUAUCUCGAACAUCAGUGGUAUCCACGACCAAAGCUCGGCCAUGUCAAACCCGAGGUGGCUGGUGAAAGUAUCGAGAUGAACGAACAGCUGCACAACGAUAUCAUUCAUCUAAUUCAGAAGCACCGGGAUUUAGUGCUGGAAUACCCUUCUAAGCUGCCAUGCGAGCUAGAUGAGAUGGUGCGCCACCGCCGCCCACGCACUCCGCGCAGCUUUUACGGUCCUUCUAAACCCAAAGUAGGGAAAAAUUGGUUCCACGAUGCCAUGAAAAGCGUUCCGCGUGUACCUUCGCCAGAUUUGAACAGACUUGAUAGAGAGGAUGCUGCCGCGAAAAACAAUGGUCGUGGUGCGGUGGUAGUAUAG
Messenger RNA from Phytomonas sp. EM1, 1710 nucleotides. Lineage: Eukaryota; Euglenozoa; Kinetoplastea; Trypanosomatida; Trypanosomatidae. The record is from the annotation of a GenBank genome assembly.